Molecule: messenger RNA, 3287 nt
Organism: Petromyzon marinus (sea lamprey)
Lineage: Eukaryota; Metazoa; Chordata; Hyperoartia; Petromyzontiformes; Petromyzontidae
Product: doublecortin domain-containing protein 2-like
Biological process (GO): intracellular signal transduction
Cellular component (GO): microtubule; microtubule organizing center
Source: RefSeq, a predicted model, not a curated record
CACCACCAGCACCACCACUACCAGCACCACCACCAGCACCACCAGAAGUAGCGCCCCGCGCGAGCCGUCAUCUCGAGCUGCGAGUUGAGUUGAGCCACUCGAUCCAAGUCGGCAGAUGAUUGCCGAGCACAACAUCGGCCAACAAGGGGCAACAACACUCGUGAAAGCGCGACCACGGAGGAGGGAGGCCAAGUCUUCAGCACCUCCAGCCACCCAGAGAGAUGAUGUCCUCUUGCAGAUAAUAAAGGCAACUGCAGAAUGAAACUUCGCCGCUCCCAUGAAUGGAAACACGCCGAGCAGCGGCAGCGGGAGUCGUGCCCACGGCAACGCUCAAGUGGCCACUACUGGCGAGUCCACGCUGCCGGGACAUGCGACCGUGGAGGAGGAGCAGGCAGGAGGAGAAGGAGGAGGAGGGGGGACACGCUCCCAUGAGAGGGCUUAGCGCUGGUAAAUUGUGAGCAGCGGCGGUAGCGGGAAGAGGCCGGUCCGCCAACCACGACAGCAACAAGAGCGAGACAGAGGCGACACGCACACGGGACCCAACGUACAGCCCGCGCGGCUCCUGCUGCUGCUGCUGCUGCUGUUCUACUGCUGCUGCUGCUAACUGCUGCUACUGCUGCCGGGCCAGGUGGAAUUCGCUAAGGGACCCAAUCUUUCUUGUUUCGUUUGCGCAAAGAAGAGGCGCAAACGAGGUGAGCGUGAGCGAACAACCACGGGGUCCGGUCCACGCCCCGCUGCUCACGCUCGCUGCCGUGCUGCGCGAAGGCGCUCGUCGUGGUGGACGGGUCUCAGGGUUAGGGCAAAUUGCCAACGCGCUAGGACCUUGAGAUUGGUUGUCUUGUUGAUCUUUCAAAGAGCGUGAAUUAGAACAACUGACGAGGAGGAUACACAAGGGCAGCGGCGAGUGUGAAACUCGAGAUGUCCUCCAGCGCCGGGAAGACUCCGUUCGUGGCGACGCAGUCUCCGCCCGCGAAGAACAUCCUCGUGUAUCGCAACGGGGACGCCUUCUUCCCGGGCAGGAGGCUCGUCGUGAACCCGCGCCACGUGGUCAACUUCGACGUCUUCCUCGGCACGGUCACGGACGGCCUGCGCUCCACGUUCGCCGUGCGGAACAUCUACACGCCGGCGGGCGGCUCGCGGGUGCCCGACCUGCACAGCUUGCUCCAGCACGGCGGUCGCGAGUUUGUGGCGGCGGGCAGCGAGAGAUUCAAGAAGCUCCACUAUGCUGAGAUUGGAACCAUUAAACCCAAAACGAACAACAAAUGCUUUUCAGAGAUCAAGCCGGUGCUACACAGCAGGGUGGUGGUGUCCGCCCGGUGGAGGAAGUGCGCUCCUGAGCCCUGCUUUAUAUUCUUGUUCACCAAUGGGGACCUGGUGGUGCCUCCGGCGCGGUUGCUCAUCCCGCGGCGCGUGAUGGCCGACUGGGAGCGCGUCCUCGCCCUGGCCACCGAGCGCCUCAACCUCCGCACCGGCGCCGUGCGCAGGCUGUGCCAGCUGGAAGGGCUGCCCGUGCGCGGGGCGAGCGAGCUCGAGAACGGACACUUCUACGUGGCCGUGGGCAGUGAGCGCUUCAAGCCGCUGCCCUACGGGGAGUUGGUGGCGCGGUGGGCGUCACGCAGUCGGGUGCGCAGAUCCAACCGUACUUCUCUUCCGCCAGUGUCUUCAAAUUGGAAGAAGAAAUCAGAGGAGGAAAACCGACACACGCGCUCCACAGGUGACGUGCGCGAGGGGGCCUCGGAUGGCCCGACCAGGCCUAAGGCGGCGGGCAAGAAGGAUGAGGAGGGGAAGGGCGACCGCACCGACUCCGACGCGGUGUUCCACCCCCGGCCAGUCAGGGUGAAGCGGGGCAAUGGCGGCAGGCGGUCCUCUCACUCCCCAUCCUCUGGAGACGAGGCUGGGGUGUUCAAGGCACGGCCAGGCCGAAGGGAGAUGCAGGGGGCACGGGAAGUGAAGGAGGACACCAACACUAAGGUGGAGCUUCCACUGGACCAGAGGGCAGCAGAGACAGUGGAAGAGGACCUGACUGAACCCACCGCUAGAAAGAACAAGGUGGCUCACAGCAAGGAGAGCCCACCUUUUUCUCUCCGGCCCGCGCGUGUCAAUCACUCGCCACAUUCGGCCGCCCUGGUCAACGGCAACGGGCCUCGGAAGCAGGAGAACGCGGACAGCUCCGGCUCUCUGCAGCUGCCAAGGGAACCCAUCGGCCCUCACUGAUAGAGGGGCAGCCUGAAUACCGGGGCUGCACAUCAACGCCGUUCGCUUGCGAGCGCCGUGAAGGGGGUGACGUGACGCACGCAGAACUGACGCUGCGUUGUGUUUGCAGCCUAUUUGUCGCAACGCCUGUAAUAGAAUAACAUGUAUCAUGAUCAUCAUUAUCAGCCAUUGUCAAUUUACUGCUGGAUGAAGACCUCGCCAUGUUUGCCCUAAAAUAAAUUUAAGAAAAUAUUUAGAUCUUUCUAACUAGUCUGUCAGCCAGUUCUUCAACAGUCCAUUCAGAGCCAAAUGAAAUUAUUGUUUGUCAUCGAUGUUUUUUUUCAAUUUUGAUCAACAUCACUUUCUUUUUUAAUAGGCAACAACAAUUUUACUUUAAAUUUCAUCGCUGUGUUAGCUGUUUUUUGUUUUACCUGGUUUCUCGGUGAUGCUGCCCGAUUACCCCUGGCACCUGGAAUGAUGCCAGCUGCCGGAUCAGGUCAAGCCGAAGUGUCUCAAUGAGGAAACAACUAUGGAGCCACGCUCAUCCGCUUUUGGAAACACUGAACCAUUGCUGGUGCAUUCCAAAUUUAGACGGUGGGUGCCAGAUUAUCCACAGUACGACGUUCGUUGAGAUUUCACAAAGUGUUACCCAUUUUAUUCACCGAGUCCACCACAAAGUGAGGUUCAAAUUCAUGACCAUCCCAUGGUGAUUUGCGGCCAUUGCCCACUGAAGCGCUGCUGGCCAAACUGAUGACCGCAACCAGCUCAAUAAUACAACACUGCGAUAAUUAAGGGUUAUAGCAUCCACCGUGAAAGUUUUCUUUAUGUUGUCGCUUUUUGUUUUUUUCACGUAAGAAUGAUUACAAUUUUUACAUAGGCUUAGCAAGCAAUGACAAUAAAAAAAACGGUCUUGAUAUCGUGAAUUAAUAACCCGUAGCCCACUUCGCUGUGAAUAACUUCGUGAUGAUGCUAGCGCUCGUUCAUUUUGUGUGCACCGGUUUAUAACGCUAGUCAGAAUCUCAUGAAAUGCUUAUUCACAUUCACAUGAAAAGGCUUUUAAAACGUUCCGAGGAUUAAAUACUUUUUAAAAAGUU